AUGGCGAUAAUCGGCGACGCACUUCUUCAGGCAUUCAUGCCGAAGCGCGAGUACGAGAGCCUCCGAGAGGAAGACAGGGCGUGGGAGAAGCUCCAGAGACCGCUGUUAAUGGCGUUUGUGGCUUUGGUCUGCCUCGUCAUUGUUGUGUGCACGGUUAUCAGCUUGAAUAUUGUGUUUUCGGCCAACUCGGCUAAGCGACCGUUCUGCGGCGACCGGAGGCUUAAUUCGUUGAUGAAUGUGAGAGGUGGGGAUUCUAAUCCAUUUCUCGGAGCUUUUUAUCUUACGGAUCAGGAGAUUGCCGAGUACUAUUGGAUGGUUGUGUUCAUUCCCUUGAUCAUUUUCUUGGCUACUUUCGUUUUCAGUCUGGUUGCAGGAAUCAUUGUUGCUUAUUCUGCUCCUACACGACAUGGAUGCUUAAAGGUUGUUGAAAAUAACUAUUGUGCUUCAAAAAGAGGUGGGGUUCGAUGUCUAUCAAUUCUGAAUGCCGUCUUUGCUGUCAUAUUUGGUCUACUUGCAUUGUUUCUUGGUUCAAGCCUCCUCACACAAGGAAGCUUCUGCUUUGUGCCCCUUUUCUGGUGCUAUAAGGUUGGUUCUUGGAAAAUGGUUAUUUUAUAUGGAGGAACCGCUUUCUUUCUAAGAAGGAGAGCAACGUCAAUCCCUGAUGAGGGAGACUUUAGUGGUCGAAACCUAGGGCUAGAAAUGUUGGAGAAUCCCAUAGAAGUUUCACCAGAGGUGGAAAGGCGAGUUAACGAAGGGUUUAAAGCAUGGAUGGGGUCAUCACUCCUAUCGUCUGAUGAAGAAGAUGAACUUGGCAGUGAUUAAGAACUUUCUUACAUACCUCCGUCAACUCUAACAUGCAUAUAGUGUGGUAAUUACGUGAAGCCCUUCAGAACUAAACAGCUUCCGGCGGAUUUUUUGACAAAUUCAGGAGAGGAUAGAGUAGUUUGAAAUUCAACCUUGGCUUGUUGAAGAUGCCAGCCUUGAAACGAUUCUAGUGAUGAUGUAACACAAAGUGAAAGCUAAUAUUCGAACUUAGGAUCAUGUUGAUUUUGUAACCUUUGUUGCACAUUCCCUCUUUGGUAGCCUAUGAAUAUCUAACCAAA
This is a messenger RNA of Malus domestica (apple), 1103 nucleotides long. NCBI's taxonomy places the organism in Eukaryota, Viridiplantae, Streptophyta, Magnoliopsida, Rosales, Rosaceae. The record is from RefSeq and is a predicted model, not a curated record.